Rhinolophus ferrumequinum (greater horseshoe bat) is the source of this 1881-nucleotide messenger RNA. It is a transcript of the gene GCNT3, whose product is annotated as glucosaminyl (N-acetyl) transferase 3, mucin type. The record is from RefSeq and is a predicted model, not a curated record. The transcript is spliced from 4 exons. Gene Ontology annotation, molecular function: acetylglucosaminyltransferase activity. Lineage: Eukaryota; Metazoa; Chordata; Mammalia; Chiroptera; Rhinolophidae. Gene Ontology annotation, cellular component: membrane. Bases 421 to 1743 code for a protein of 440 amino acids.
AGAGCGUGUUAGAAACCCAGACUCCUGGUCCCCACCCGGACCUGCAACCCAGAGGGAACCACAGUGAGAGCCCAGAUCUGUACGCAUAUUAAGGUGCUGAGAUAAAGAACGACAGAAAUAAAGAACAUGACUCCCAAGAGAUUCCAGACUACUGAGAGGAUAAAGCUGACAUCAGAGAAAUUAAGGAGGAGCCUGAGACCGUUUCGUGGCUACCCUGUGACUAUCAGAAACUAUAUGUUGGAAGAGCUAAAAAAGACCAGGGGAUACGGUGUUCACAUUUGCUUCCAUUGAACCCAACCAAUCUUCCCUUGGAAACAGAAACAAACCCUUGCAAGAGAUCUUCCCUAAGUAGCAAAGAGGCUAUUAAAGGAUCCCAUCCUUCUUCUUCCUGGUGCCCAAAUUCUACCGAUCUUCCAUUCCAUGAAGAUGAUUUGGUGGAAGAAGAAACUCUUCCAGAAGCACUACCUGUGGGCUCUGGGCUGCUAUUUCCUGCUGGCCAUUGUCGCUCUGAGACUUUCUCUCAGAUUGAAAUGUGACUUUGAUUCCCUGGAUCUGGAGUCCAGGAACUUUCGAAGCAAGCACUGUAGGGACAUCUUGUACAAGUCCCUGAAGUUGCCAGCAAGGAGAUUCAUGAACUGUUCUGGAAUCAUCCGAGGAGACCAGGAAGCAGUGACGGAGGCUCUCCUGGACAACCUGGAUGUCAAGAAGAAGCGGAAGCCUUUCACAGACACCGACUACCUCAACAUGACCAGAGACUGUGAGCACUUUAAGGCCAAAAGGAAGUUCAUACAGUACCCACUCAGCAAAGAAGAAGUAGACUUCCCUAUUGCAUUCUCUAUGGUGGUCCAUGAGAAGAUUGAAAAUUUUGAAAGGCUGCUGAGAGCUGUGUAUGCCCCUCAGAACAUAUAUUGUGUCCACGUGGAUGAGAAGUCCCCAGAAACUUUCAAAGAGGCAGUCAAGGCAAUUAUUUCAUGCUUCCCAAAUGUCUUCAUAGCCAGUAAGUUGGUUCGGGUGGUUUAUGCCUCCUGGUUUCGGGUGCAGGCUGACCUGAACUGUAUGGAAGACUUGCUCCAGAGCUCAGUGCCAUGGAAAUACUUCCUGAAUACAUGUGGAACAGACUUUCCUAUGAAGACCAAUGCCGAGAUGGUUCUGGCCCUCAAGAUGUUGAAUGGGAAGAACAGUAUGGAGUCAGAGAUACCUAGUGAGUACAAAAAAUCUCGCUGGAAAUACCACUAUGAGGUGACAAACACAAUAUCCCAAACCAGCAAGAUAAAGGACCCUCCCCCUUAUAAUUUACCUAUCUUCACGGGGAAUGCCUAUAUUGUGGCUUCUCGAGGCUUUGUCCAACAAGUCUUAGAGAACCCCAAAUCACAACAACUGAUCGAAUGGGUAAAAGACACCUACAGCCCCGAUGAACACCUCUGGGCCACCCUUCAGCGUGCACCAUGGAUGCCUGGCUCUGUUCCCUACCACCCCAAGUUUCACACUUCAGACAUGGCUGCCAUUGCCAGGCUGGUCAAGUGGCAGUACCAUGAAGGAGACAUCAGUAAGGGGGCACCUUAUGGACCUUGCUCUGGAACCCACCAGCGGGGUAUCUGCAUUUAUGGGGCUGGGGACCUGCACUGGAUUCUUCGUAACCCUCACCUGUUGGCCAACAAGUUUGACCCCAAAGUGGAUGAUAAUGUCCUUCAGUGCUUAGAAGAGUACUUACGUUAUAAGGCCAUCUAUGGGACUGAACUCUGAGAUACAUUACGAGAGAGUGCCCUGUGCAGCAGGAGCAUGUGCAAACAUGCCCAGACUGUCCUGCGACAGUGAGGGGUGGGAGACUAGGGCUCUGGAAUCCAUGGCAUCCGCCAGGGCAGGAGGUCUGCUACUGGAGUG